GUGAGAUCACUUGGUGUGGGAGAGUGAAAACCAAAAGCGCUGGUGACACAUUCAGCGUUCAGACUGGAAGGAGAGAAGCGCGCACAGAUUCAUUGUUGGAAUUUGAAGUGAUACUAUUAGCUGUGUAAGUCCCAUUCGCAGCGAUGGCAGCUGUGAAGGCUCUUCAACAGUGGUGCAAAAUCCAGUGUGAAGGAUACCGGGAUGUGUCGAUCACAAACAUGACCACAUCGUUUCGGGACGGUUUGGCGUUCUGCGCUCUAAUUCACAAAAACAGACCAGACUUGAUAGACUUUGACUCUUUGAGCAAGGACAAUAUUUAUGAAAACAAUCAACUGGCUUUCCAGGUAGCAGAGAGGGAGUUGGGUAUCCCUGCCCUGCUGGAUGCAGAAGACAUGGUGGCUUUAAAAGUGCCUGAUCGUCUUAGUAUUCUCACCUAUGUCUCCCAGUACUACAAUUAUUUCCAUGGACGCUCUCCUAUUGGAGGUAUGGCAGGGGUGAAGAGGCCAGCUGAAGAAUCUAAUGAAGAACCAUCUGGAAAAAAGAACCAACCUGUCACAGCUAAAGCUUUUGCCUCACCUAAACCAGCAACAGAGAAUAAGAUGCCUAAACCAGCAAGUGACGUUAAGAGAGACGUUCUGGUUGAGCGUGCUAAUAAAACAGUAACUCUAAGCAGCAACUGCAAUGUGUGCAACCAACAUGUUCACCUUGUGCAGCGCCACCUAGUCGAUGGCAAGUUGUACCACAGGAACUGUUUUAGAUGCAAAGAGUGUUCCACUAUUCUCCUCUCUGGCACUUACAAGGCUGGAAAAGAACUAGGGACUUUUAUCUGCAAGACUCAUACAAGCAUUGAGAAGCCUCUGACCACCCAGACCACACACAUUACAGUACCACCACAAAAAACUCAGUCCUCCAAUAUCAGCAAGAGCACAAACUCCAUGUUGAAUAACCAGAAUGCAUCAAGUGGAGGUACUGGAAAGGCGGGUUCAACAGCUUAUGCAUCUAAACAUAGCUGGCUCACCAGUAAUAGAGACAGAACACCCACCCGUGACCCUGCUGCCACACCAUCACCAGCAGUUCAGCUCACACCAGCACCAAAAAUAACUCCAACACCAGUGACUACAACCAUAAAAUCUCCACCUAACCUCAGAACGCCCACUGAGACACCUAAACACACAAGCAACAGUGUACAGAAUAACCAAGAAGCCAGAAAAAGAUUCUUUGAGUCAAGCAAUAAUUCCAGCAGUAGUGUUCCUGUCAAUAAAAGCACCUCAACAUACACAUCUACUAUAUCAGUGACUCCAGGAGGUCUUAAAACUUCUACAUCAGAGCGCACAACACCAGGCACCACUGCAGGAACUGGAGCAAGCAAAGGUAAAGUCCUGCUGCGGGUGGGAGACUGGGCAAAAGUGCACGAGAAAGAAAAAGAGAAGGAGAAUGAAAAGGAGAAAGCCAAGGCUGUGAUUGGCAAGAUGGUGACGUCUCCAGCUGGGCUCAAAGCAAGUGGCAGUAAUGCUUCCUCUGCUGAAUCGUGUGUUAAAGGCCCCCUUGGUAGGGUGCGUCUGAAACCACUGGAUGUCAGCAUGGAACCUACUGCACCCGCUUCAGGAACACCAUCCUGGAUCAAAGACAAAAGCUCAUCUAAGCCUGCAAACUCUCUGACUGCCAAUAGCAAGGAAAAUGAUACCACGCCAUCUGACUGGAGGUCCAUGCUCAAGCCUGUUUCAAAAACUGUCAAUUCCAUCGAAAGCACCGGUACUCCCACCAAACGGCCAGAAGCAGCUUCCUCUCCACGGACAUCAAGUCUUGGGAUCUCCCAGGCAUCUGUUCCUGCCCCAUCUACCACCAACUAUUCCACUUGUAUCAUCCACCCCAAAACACCCUCACCUGGCCCGCUAAAAAAUGGGCCUAGACCUAGUGACCCCAUCAGUAGCAGCAGUAUAUCUCCUGUGUGCCCCUCAGGGACUGAAACUCACAAAUUGCACAAGCCGGAUUACAUUCCUAAAGAAGAGAUUAUGAAGGAACUAAAGGAAAUUGAGAUGAAUCUGAAUGAGCUGGAGAAGAGAGGAGUAGAGCUGGAAAAACAGCUUAGACAGUGUGAUGAGGAAGGACAAGAGGACACAUUAAUGAAUGACUUAAUGGUGGACUGGUUUAACCUUAUCAGAAACAAACAGGUCUCCAUGAGGCGUGAAUCUGAGCUUGUGUACAUUGCCAGAACGCAGGAUCUAGAGGAAGAGCAGCCCAGUGUUGAGGCAGAGCUAAGGAGACUGCUUGAGAAACCAGAGCAUCUGAAGACCUUUUGGGAUCGUAAACGAGAGGAAGAGCUGAUGGCCAAACUGGUGGAUAUUGUGAACGAUCGAAAUGCUAUAGUAGAGGGGCUAGAUGAAGACAGACUGAGGGAGGAAGAGGAGGAUGAGCAGCUGAAUAAGAUGAUACAGAGUCUUGAUAUGAAGAAAGACAAAAUCAAGAAAAAAUCAUCCAUAUCCAAAUGGUUUAGCAGGAAGAGCAAACUGACACCUUUGGAGGACUGAUCCUCACGGAGGGGUGUGUGUGUGUGUGUGUGUCUCGGACACUGAUAGUUUUCUACUUAUUGUCAUUAGCAGUUCAGCAUACGUUCAUCCAUAAAAUCUGAUUUGCAUUAACACAGUCCUUAAAAUUUUUUAUUUUGGAGACUUGUGUCUCCAUUAUGUUUUCACACUCCUUUCUCAUGUACUUUUUUUUUCACAUUUAUCAUCUGUCUCUGCAUCCAUCUUUGUGGGUGUGAUUUGUGCAUUUGUUAGCAAAAGUGUUGCACUAGAAUACUUCAGAUUAUUUUGAUUCUAUCUCGCAUUAGUGUUGAAUCAGGGAAUUGGAUGCAAUGUUGAGAGAAGAAAGUCUUAAAUCAUCUUGAUUCAUAUUGGAUCAAAACUGAAAAUGGACAGGUUAAGGUCCAACUUUUUAAACUAUAUUCAUUGACACUUGACAAUUUUUUUUUUUUUUUUUUUUUUUUUAUAUAAAUAUAUUUUAAUUGAGAAUACAGUAUAUCAUUCCUUUUGGUCCUCUUUUUGCUGGAUUCUUACUCUCUAUCACUAUUUUAGUGCAUGUAAAGGUCUAUAGUCAAA
Molecule: messenger RNA, 3098 nt
Organism: Myxocyprinus asiaticus (Chinese sucker)
Lineage: Eukaryota; Metazoa; Chordata; Actinopteri; Cypriniformes; Catostomidae
Product: MICAL-like protein 2
Exons: 17
Coding region: 144-2528 (794 amino acids)
Molecular function (GO): protein binding
Source: RefSeq, a predicted model, not a curated record